Messenger RNA from Aspergillus fischeri NRRL 181, 948 nucleotides. It is a transcript of the gene dprA, whose product is annotated as putative cell surface protein. Lineage: Eukaryota; Fungi; Ascomycota; Eurotiomycetes; Eurotiales; Aspergillaceae. The coding region runs from base 1 to 948 and encodes 315 amino acids. The record is from RefSeq and is a predicted model, not a curated record. The transcript is spliced from 3 exons.
AUGUCCAACAUGAUGCAUAAGGUGAAGGAGGCCUUGACUGGCCACCAUGGUGACUCCCACACAACGAACCAUGGGCCUCAUGACUCCAAGGCUGCCAACAAGGUCGAUCCUCGGGUCGAUAGUGACCGUGACAACCGCGCUCGCCAUGAGGCCAUGGGAGGUACUGCUGGUCCUCAUACAUCCGACACUGCCAACAAGCUCGACCCUCGUGUAGACAGCGACAGAGACAACCGUGGAAACACCACUUCUGGCGCCUAUGGUAGCAGCAACACCUACGAAACCACUAGCAACACCUACGGAUCCAGCAACACUUAUGAAAAUACAAGCAGCAAUGCUGGUCCUCACGGCUCCAACGUUGCCAACAAGCUUGACCCACGUGUCGACAGUGACAGAGACAACCGUGGUACUACCGGCGGCUACGGCACAGGCACUACCGCUGGCAACACUUACGGCAGCACCAGCUCCAACGUCGGCCCCCACGACUCCAACAUUGCCAACAAGCUCGACCCACGGGUUGACUCCGACGCGGACAACCGUGCCCGUCACUCCGCCAUGGGAGGCACCGCCGGACCCCACGGAUCCGACUUGGCGAACAAGCUCGAUCCCCGCGUCGACAGCGACAGAGAUAACCGUGGCCUGGGUACUGGCACUGGCGCCUUCGGCUCCGGAACCGGAACUGGAACGACAGGCUACGGCACCACUUCCUCAAACGUUGGACCUCACGACUCCAACAUCGGCAACAAGCUCGACCCUCGUGUGGACAGUGACCAGGACAACCGCGCUCAUCACCAGGCUAUGGCUGGCAGCAGCUACACUGGCGCUGGCGCUGGCACUGGCACUGGAGCUACGGCUGGUCCUCAUGGCUCCAACGUCGCGAACAAGCUCGACCCUCGUGUCGAUUCCGACUUGGACAACCGUGCCACCAUGGGAACUCAGCGUGGUUUCUAA